This is a messenger RNA of Rosa chinensis, 1516 nucleotides long. RefSeq names its product GDSL esterase/lipase 1. The transcript is spliced from 5 exons. The coding region runs from base 212 to 1321 and encodes 369 amino acids. Gene Ontology annotation, molecular function: lipase activity. The record is from RefSeq and is a predicted model, not a curated record. Gene Ontology annotation, biological process: lipid metabolic process. NCBI's taxonomy places the organism in Eukaryota, Viridiplantae, Streptophyta, Magnoliopsida, Rosales, Rosaceae.
CAUGUCUUUAUAAAUAGCAACUGAAACUGAAGUUGGUGAAGAUCAUUGCAUCUAAACUGGCAAACACCAGCUUGAUAAUGGUUGUUUGACUUUCCAAAAGCUCAUCUGCUUGAUUUGUUUUAGUUUCUGUUGCACCUGCCCCCAAAUGCAUGCCUUUAUAAAUAGCAACUGAAACUACUAUAUAUUAUUGGUGAAGAUCAUUGCAUCUAAAAUGGCAAACACCAGCUUCCAUAACUUUAUCUUUGGUUUCUGUACAAGCCUUCUCAUCAUCACAACCCUUAGCCACAGCGAGCGUGGGUCGUCGAAGAAGGAACAUGCACCUAUUUUCAUCUUCGGGGAUUCAAUAUUUGAUGCUGGAAACAAUAACUACAUCAACACUAGUUUGCGGGCAAAUUUUCGGCCAUAUGGUGAUGUCUUUUUUAAAUAUCCAACGGGAAGAUUUUCGAAUGGUCGUUUAAUUUCAGAUUUUAUAGCUGAGUAUGCAAAACUACCUAUUAUUCCACCAUAUCUACAACCCGGCAACCAUCAAUUUACAUAUGGUGCAAACUUUGCAUCUGCAGGAGCUGGUGCUCUAGUUGAAACUAGCCAAGGUUUGGUGAUAGACCUUACUUCCCAGCUUUCAUAUUUUGAGCAAGUUCGUAAGUCAUUGAGGAAGAAUUUAGGGGAUGAAGAAGCUAAGACUCUGAUAUCAAGAGCUAUUUACUUGUUUAGUGUCGGAGGCAACGAUUACUCAUACAUAUUUGGUACAAACUCCAGCAUCCUUCGAACCUACUCUCAUAGGGAAUUUGUAGGAACAGUUCUAGGCAACAUAACUGCAGCAAUCGAAGAAAUAUACAAGAAAGGAGGAAGAAAUUUUGGGUUUCUUAGCCUUGAUCCUCUUGGUUGUUUACCGUUCGCAAGAGCUGUUGAGCAGGAACAAAAAGGUCAUGGAUGCUUUGAAGAAAUUACGCCGUAUGUAAAACUCCACAACAAAGCACUUCCAAAACUCCUUCAGAAGCUAGAGACUAAACUCAAGGGAUUCAGAUAUUCACUUUCUGACUAUAAUGAGUUUCUGAGAGAUAGGAUGAAUCACCCUUCUAAAUAUGGUUUUGAGGAGGGGAAGGUGGCAUGUUGUGGAAGUGGUCCAUAUAGAGGAAUUUUAAGCUGCGGAGGCGAAAGAGGUAUCAAAGAGUAUUAUUUGUGCCCUAAUGCAAGUAAAUAUGUCUUCUUUGACUCUGCCCAUCCAACAGAAAGGGUCAAUCAGCAAUUUGCUAGGCUAUUCUGGAGUGGAACUCCCAAUUCCACUGCCCCUUACAAUCUCAAAGCACUAUUCGAAAAUUGAAAUAAUCAAGUGUAUAUAUCUUAAUCUCGCUUAUGUAGUUACUAGAAAGACAUUAUCGAUGUAUGGGCAAUGUAAACUCUCAGUUACUCUAUAUAGUGUACUAGCUAGGCCUUUCCAUCUUCACCACAUUGGCAAUUUUGGACUGGAUAUUUAGAUCGAUCAUCUACAAAGUGUAUAUGCUCCACAUACAUGCUA